AUGAAUUCUGGGCUUCAACAACAUCUCCACAACACGCGUCAUAUGUACUCAGGUACAUGCAUGAAGAAUCGAAGAAGAAAUGGAGUUAGAAUAAUUGAGUGGAGCAAGGAUGAAGAAGAUAAAGCUCAAAAGAAAGAGGGAGAGAAGCGAUAUUACCUAGGGGAUCUUCAAGACACCAUUGAUAAGGUCCAAAAUCACUCCCAUCAGAGAAGGCACACAGAUUCAUAUUGUGGCUUAACUGAUCUUGGUUUCUAUGGCCCCAAAUACACAUGGUCUAAUGGUAGAGGUCCUGGUUCCAUAGUGUGGAAAAGGUUAGACAGAGGCUUGGCUAAUGAUGAAUGGUUAACCUCCUUCCCUGCAACCACUAUCACUCAUUUGGCAUCUGCAGGAUCUGAUCAUUCUCCCCUCUUGCUGGAAAUCAAUGUCAGAAAUGAAAAUCCAAAGAGGUAUUUCAAGUUCCUGAACUGUUGGACUGAAAAUAAGACUUUUUUACCUCUGGUUCAAUCAGUUUGGACCAGACCCUUCCAAGGGAAUCCAAUGUGGGUUUUUCAUCAGAAAAUUAAAGCCCUAUGUUCAGAAUUAAGUCAGUGGUCAAGACAACAAUAUGGGGACAUCUUUCAAAGGGUUAAAGAAUUUGAAAACAAGGUGAGGGAAGCUGAGGAAAGGUGGGCUCAUUCCAACAAUGAAAAAGACAGAGCUAUCCUUCAUGAAUUGAAUGCCCAAUAUAUUAAGCAUUUAAAGACUGAAGAAGCAGUCCUUAGGCAAAAAACUCAGCUCAAUUGGUUCAAAGAGGGAGAUGCUAACUCCAAAUACUUCCACAGUUUGAUCAGGGGGAGGAGGAGAAAGCUGUUCAUCCAUAAAAUCAAGAAUGAAAAUAAUGAAUGGAUUCAAGGUGAUGAGGCCAUUGGUGAAGCUGCCUGUGAUCAUUUUCAAGAACUUUUCACUGACCAAGGAGGUAUGAUCAGAGAAGAUCUACUUUCCUGCAUUCCAAAUUUGAUAACUGAAGAAGACAAUACAGCCCUUAGCAAGGAACCCACAAUUGAUGAAAUCAAGGCAGUAAUAUUCUCCAUGAAUCCUACCAGUGCUGCUGGUCCUGAUGGAUUAAAUGGAAAAUUCUAUCAACACUGCUGGGAAAUAAUCAAGCUGGACAUUUUCAAUGUAGUGAAUGCCUUCUUCUGUGGAUAUUCUAUGCCCAAGCAUAUGACACAAGCAUGCCUGGUUCUUCUCCCAAAGACAGAAUUUCCCAGUUCCCUUUCUGAUUUCAGACCAAUUAGCCUAAGCAAUUUCAUCAAUAAAAUCAUCUCCAAGCUCAUUUGCCACAGACUUGCCCCUAUCCUUCCCAGAAUUAUCUCACCAAAUCAAACUGGUUUUGUGAAGGGUAGAAACAUCUCUGAAAAUAUCAUGUUAGCUCAGGAAAUAGUGCAAGGCAUCAAAAAACCCAAUGUGGGAGGUAAUGUGGUCAUCAAAUUGGAUAUGGCUAAAGCUUAUGAUAGAGUUUCAUGGGCAUUCACAUGUAUCAUCAUGAGAAGAUUAGGCUUCAAUGAAAGGAUCAUAGACAUGGUGUGGAGAACCCUCUCUAAUAACUGGUAUUCAGUUAUUGUUAAUGGCACAAGAUGUGGUUUUUUCCACUCCACAAGAGGCUUAAAACAAGGAGAUCCUCUUGCACCUGCUCUAUUCAUCAUAGGUGCUGAACUACUCUCCAAAAUGCUCAACAACAUGACUCAUGAUCAAUUUUUCAAUGGUUUCUACAUGGAGAGAAGAGGACCCCAAAUAACCCACCUCAGUUUUGCUGAUGAUAUCAUUAUCUUCACUUCUGGAAGUAGAUACUCCCUUCACAAAAUCAUGGGCAUUCUCCAAGCCUAUGAACAAACCUCUGGCCAACUGAUCAACAAGAAUAAAAGUCAUUUCAUGGUCUCCCCCUCUGCUUUCCAGUCUACCAGCAGGAGAGUCACCCAAAUCACAGGCUUUUCCAGGAAAAAUUCUCCAAUUACCUACCUUGGCUGCCCCCUAUACACAGGAAGGAAAAGAAUCAUUUUCUUUAACUCCAUCAUUUCUAAAGUGGUCAGUAAAAUAAGAGGAUGGCAUGGUAAGAUUCUCUCUCAUGGGGGUAGGGCCACACUCAUCAAGCAUGUUCUCCAAUCUCUACCCAUCCAUUUGCUCUCUGCAGUCUCCCCUCCAAAAACAGUGUUGAAACAAAUUGAAAAGCUAGCAGCUAACUUCUUCUGGGGCAUGGAUCACAACAGAUAUAAGUAUCAUUGGGCUUCAUGGCAAAAAUUGGCCAAGCCUCAAGAGGAAGGGGGAAUAGGCCUCAGAAAUAUAGAAGAUGUGUGUAGGUCCUUAGAGUUCAAGCAAUGGUGGUGGUUUAGAACCAAGGACUCUCUAUGGAGCAAGUUUCUCAAAGCUAAGUACUGUCAGAGAUCUCAUCCUGUCUCCAAAAAAUGGGACUCUGGCCAAUCUCAAGCCUGGAAGAAAAUGAUGUCUAACAAGAAAGAUGUUGAGCAACAUAUCCAAUGGCACCUUAUAUCUGGUAAUUCAUCCUUCUGGUGGGAUAAUUGGUUGGGUACAGGCCAUCUAGCACCUCUCAGAACAUCAGGAGGUAGACCAGGCAAUGUCCAGGUCUCUCAAUUUUGGGAUGCAGGGGUAUGGAAUACUCAAAAGCUAUCCAACCUAGUCCCUGCACAUGUGAUUGAAACCAUUCUCCAAACACCCAUAUUCUAUGCUCCUCAAACACCUGACAGACCCAUAUGGAAACCUACUUCUACAGGUCAAUUUACAUCUGCCUCUGCAUGGAAAGUGAUAAGGAACAAGGGACCUCUCCUUUUUUUGAACAAGAAAAUCUGGCACCAACAAAUUCCAUUCAAAUGGUCCUUCUGCUUGUGGAGAGCCUUAAGGAAUAAGCUCCCCACUGAUGACAGAGUAGCAAUGUUUGGUCCUCCUUCUGUGAAUAGAUGUGUUUGCUGUAGAAAGCACCAAGCUGAAACUAUCAGUCACAUAUUCAACACUGGCCACUUUGCCAAAGCUAUCUGGAAAAACUUCACUGCUACAGUUGGCUUCCCUUUCUCUGAAAUGCCUUUGAACACCCUUCUCUUGAAAUGGUGGUCUUUAAAAACCAAAAAUGAAGUUCACAGUUUGCUCAUAGAUACUUUACCCAUCAUCAUUUGCUGGAACUUAUGGAAGAACAGAUGUGCAGCUAAAUAUGGCACCAAGCAAUCCUCAAUGGCUAGGGUCAUCUACUCUAUCAAUUCUGAUAUCAACCUAAUGCUCCAUGCAAAGUACCCCACUCUCCCCUGGCCUACUGACUGGUCUUUACUGUACCUCUUCUCUGAAACCCUCCAAUUCCAAAUCACAACUACACUAGUCACUUGGCAAAAACCUCCCCCAAACUAUGUAAAAGUAAACUCUGAUGGUAGUGCCCUGCUUAAUCCUGGCAAGAUUGGAGCAGGUGUUAUAAUCAGAGACCAUCAAGGGGACUUCAUUCAUGCAAUUGCAGCUCCUUUGGGGGAAGGUUCCAACAACUUAGCUGAAACUGAAGCUGCCCUGAUAGGCAUCAGAUGGUGUAUUGAUAAUGGUUUUACCAAAAUCUACCUGGAAACUGACUCUGCUCUCCUCAUUCAUUGGUUAACCAAUGGCACCCCUCCUCCCUGGUCCAUAGUAAAUUCUGUACAAAAACUGCAACAACUGGGCCACCAAUGUUCUCAAGGCUCCUCACCACUUUCUCCUCAAACAACUGGUCUGGUUCACCUUACCAAAAUCAAACCAGUUGAACAAUUUUCACCACACCUACACAGCAAGAACCUCACAUAUGGAGCCUGGUUCUCUUCACCCAGAAACAUGGAUACAUCAGGAGCCUCCAUAUACCUGAAUGCAGUCUACACAAGAACCUGCAAUCAGGUUAUGGACCAGGGAUCAUCAAUGCUCCCCUCUCCCCAGUUCAAGGAGAUGGAUUGGUCACUUGGUAUGCCUUCAGAUAGUGGUAUUAACAUCACAGAUGUUCAUUCUACUGAAGGUACACCAAGUACACCAAAAAUUCUCCCUCAGCAGCCAGGUUACCAAACACAAGUGGACAACCCUCUACUGUCAGCACCACUGCCAAUUCCAACUGCCAAAGCACAGCUGCCAAGAACUAUGCCAGGUGCAGAUGCAGUUGCAGAAUAA
Nicotiana attenuata is the source of this 4155-nucleotide messenger RNA. RefSeq lists its product as uncharacterized. The coding region runs from base 1 to 4155 and encodes 1384 amino acids. The record is from RefSeq and is a predicted model, not a curated record. NCBI's taxonomy places the organism in Eukaryota, Viridiplantae, Streptophyta, Magnoliopsida, Solanales, Solanaceae. Gene Ontology annotation, molecular function: nucleic acid binding; RNA-DNA hybrid ribonuclease activity. The transcript has 6 exons.